This is a messenger RNA of Nanorana parkeri, 672 nucleotides long. RefSeq names its product lipoma HMGIC fusion partner-like 5 (gene LHFPL5). Lineage: Eukaryota; Metazoa; Chordata; Amphibia; Anura; Dicroglossidae. Gene Ontology annotation, biological process: detection of mechanical stimulus involved in sensory perception; sensory perception of sound. Gene Ontology annotation, cellular component: plasma membrane. The record is from RefSeq and is a predicted model, not a curated record. Bases 1 to 666 code for a protein of 221 amino acids. The transcript is spliced from 3 exons.
AUGCCCCAGCUGUUGCCUGCAAAAGAAGCAGCUAGAAUAUACCACACCAACUAUGUUCGCAAUGCUCGUGCCAUUGGUGUCUUGUGGGCAGUGUUCACAAUAUGCUUCACAAUUAUCAUGGUGGAAGUGUUCAUCCAGCCAUACUGGAUUGGGGACAGCUUAAAUACACCUCAAGCUGGUUACUUUGGACUGUUUAGCUACUGUAUAGGCAAUGCAUUGACCUCAGAGCUUAUCUGCAAAGGAAGCGCCUUGGACUUUGAAUCAAUACCUUCAGGAGCCUUCAAAACAGCCAUGUUUUUUGUUGGUGUGUCAAUGUUUCUAGUGGUGGGCUCCAUGCUGGCCUUCGGUCUUUUCUUCUUCUGCAAUUCAGCAACAGUGUACAAGAUCUGUGCAUGGAUGCAGCUCGCUGCAGCAGCUGGCCUGAUGAUUGGCUGCCUUAUUUACCCCGAUGGGUGGGACUCUGCAGAAGUCAAACGCAUGUGCGGAGACAAGACUGACAAAUACACAUUAGGAGCAUGCACAAUACGCUGGGCAUAUAUCCUAGCUAUGAUUGCCAUCCUGGAUGCUCUCAUUCUCUCUUUUCUGGCAUUCGUCCUUGGGAACAGACAGGACAGUUUGCUGCCGGAGGAUUUCAAGAUUCAGACCAAAGAAGAUGAGAGUGGUUGAAAAGAA